Phytophthora sojae is the source of this 1497-nucleotide messenger RNA. RefSeq lists its product as hypothetical. NCBI's taxonomy places the organism in Eukaryota, Oomycota, Peronosporomycetes, Peronosporales, Peronosporaceae. The annotation marks the transcript as partial. The record is from RefSeq and is a predicted model, not a curated record. The transcript is spliced from 4 exons.
UGCAGAGUUGACGCGGUAUUUGCCGUCUUCUUCCCAGCUCUCAUCCUAUCCUACGCCCUCUUCGUAUUUCACGACGACCUCAAGGCUGUGAAGAUCCGCCAGAAAUUCUUCCCUCCCCGCAUAUUUGAGCGUAAAGCCCGCAACUAUGUCAGCCCCAAGGAGUUGAACAUGUUCAGCACAGACUUCGAAAGUCUUUUAGUGCGCAGUGCGUGGGACGUCUUCCUAAAGUUGAGCUUCAGCUUACUCGCGUGCUUCCGGUGGGGUAAAAUUACGAUGCUCCUUCUACAAAGAGAGCAGCAGACAGCAACUUCGGACGAUUGUCGGCAUUUUUUUCGUUGUCUUGGUGUGGGGUGCGUCGUGUACACCGCCAUCGCUGUGCACUUAUCCCAGUCCUCGUGCUCGUCGUACCCACAGUGCGUUCAAUUCUCUUUUCUGUGGACUCCGGGAUCAUCGAAUUCCGGUUGCAAAUGCCUAGCGUACGUCGAUCGCGACUUGGCGCCAGCGGAUUCCGACAAUCUAACGGACGUAACGCAGACGCUGGCAGAACUGGCGGCUGCCGGCAGCCUCCAAACCGUGCAGCUCGUGAAUCGGAAGAUCAACGGAUCGAUCCCCGACGAGCUCCAAACGUGUCAAGGACUUCGAAACCUAGUGCUCAUUCACACUGGAGUCGAAGAAUUUCCGUCGUGGUCGGCAACAUCGUUUACCAAGAUGGAGUACUUUCACAUCGAGGGAGACACGAGCGACACCAACCUCAUCAAGCUUCCGACGGAUCUUUUCACCUCGAUGACAAAUCUGCACACGGUCCACCUCUCCUACCACUCGAACCUGCAAACACUCCCUUCUCUAAUCGGGCUUCAAACCCUCGAGAGCGUCUACUUUGGGUAUUUGGAUAACAUCAAGGAAAUCCCGUCGACGGAAGAUCUACCAGCCUUGCAAGUCAUGGCGUUGGAGGGGCUUCCGCUGGUUCGGUCGCUUCCGGACGUCGCUCAGUUCGAGGGCACACUGGAAAUGGUGUUUGCGCAAGAUGUGCCUGCCUGUUGUAGUGGGUUUCUGAGCGAGGGCGACUGCAAUACGACGUUCCCAAGUUACCGCGGGUUGGACGACAGUCAGGACGGUAAUAGUAGAAACGGUAGCGGACACGACUCGUUAUCACGAAGCUGUCUCGACUUGCCGGAGGACGAAUCUCUUCUCCCAACUGACGCAACACUUGCCAUUUUGAACCAGUUCGAGACCAAUAGCUCCAACUUCUGCGAUGCUGCCCAAGCAACGUGUCCGACUGCGGUCUUGGCUGGCAAACGCAAAGAUGACGACAUCUGCAGGGGCGUGUUGUAUCGCCAGUGCUCGUCGGAGUCGGAAGGUACCGGGAUUUGUUUCAACGAAGAGAUGGGGAUGGUCGAGUGCACCUACUCGCAAGCGACGAUCAAUAUGCGCAAGGAGGAGAUCGCAGCUGGCUGCAGCUGUGACGAGGUCGAGGAGCAAUGGCUCGGUUGUGAAUGA